CGAUGGACACUUCUGCGCCCGGUUUUCCCGCCGGCAACAUGGGCGCUCCCGGCGGCGCUCCGCAGGAUCAACAGCAGGACGGCAGCGGCAAGACCACGCUCUGGUGAGUCCUCACCAGCGCCGUCACCGGGCUUCGCGAUGGUCGCGGCGGCCAUUGCAUGCUGGCGAUGACGGCGCAUUACAUCUGCCAAGGGCACUGAGCUAACUGGUGCGCAGGAUGGGCGAACUCGAGCCCUGGAUCGACGAAAACUUCGUCCGCAGCAUUUGGUACAACAUGGGCGAGAAUGUCAACGUCAAGAUGAUUCGCGACAAGUUCUCUGGUAAUGCCGGAUACUGCUUCGUCGACUUUGCCAGCCCUGCCGCUGCAUCCAAGGCCCUUACGCUCAACGGCACCCUGAUCCCGAACUCCAACCGCCCGUUCAAGCUCAACUGGGCGUCAGGUGGUGGCCUCGCCGACCGGAGCCGCGAUGAUCGCGGUCCAGAGUACUCCAUCUUUGUUGGCGACCUGGGCCCUGAGGUCAAUGAAUUCGUUCUGGUGCAGCUCUUCCAGAACAAGUAUCCUUCGUGCAAGUCCGCCAAGAUCAUGUCCGAUCCCAUCUCAGGAAUGUCCCGCGGGUACGGCUUCGUCCGCUUUACUAGCGAGGAGGAUCAGCAGAAGGCACUAUCCGAGAUGCAAGGUGUUUACUGCGGCAACCGACCUAUGCGCAUCUCAACGGCGACUCCCAAGAACAAGAGCGGCGGACCCGGCGGACCGGGUAUGGGCAUGCCCCCUGGCGGCGGCGGACCGGUCGGCAUGUACUCCAUGGGCGCUCCCCCAAUGGGAUACUACGGUGCACCGCAGCCGAUGAACCAGUUCACCGACCCGAAUAAUACCACUGUCUUUGUCGGCGGUCUCUCCGGCUACGUCACCGAGGACGAGCUCCGCUCAUUCUUCCAGGGCUUUGGCGAGAUCACCUACGUCAAGAUUCCGCCAGGCAAGGGAUGCGGUUUCGUCCAGUUCGUCCAGCGUCACGCUGCAGAGAUGGCCAUCAACCAGAUGCAAGGCUAUCCCAUCGGCAACUCUCGCGUUCGUCUCUCUUGGGGCCGGAGCCAGAAUAACUCUGGUCCGGCGGGAACCCCUUACCGCCCGGCGCCUCCCCCACCGGUCUACCCCUCAAUGGGUAUGCCACCUCAGCACCCUUACGGCAACUUUGCCCCUAUGAAGUAAGCAAUUUCUUUCCUUCAUUUGCCUUGCGCUACAGCAUGAUUCCACCCGGUUGGCCUUUCCAAUGACCCCUUAUGACGCCCAUAAUGACUCUAGCGAUCUGGUCUUCAUUUCUGUCCCGGGCGGUUCUCAAAAGUUUCAUUUGACGACACAAAUUUUGCUGGACGGUCUUAGAGGGUCUUUGUAUAACAGCUGCCCGCCGGUUCGCCACCGGCAUCGUACGGAAUUCGGAUGUAGCUAGUACUUCAGCUUGGGGUCGGAUGCUUUUUGCCUUUCUUUCUGAGUGCGCAAUGGUUGGCAUUCCAAUCGACAAUUCCUUCGAUGUUUCGUGCUUGACGACU
Molecule: messenger RNA, 1545 nt
Organism: Trematosphaeria pertusa
Lineage: Eukaryota; Fungi; Ascomycota; Dothideomycetes; Pleosporales; Trematosphaeriaceae
Product: RNA-binding domain-containing protein
Exons: 4
Coding region: 218-1207 (329 amino acids)
Biological process (GO): mRNA splice site recognition
Cellular component (GO): cytosol
Molecular function (GO): mRNA binding
Source: RefSeq, a predicted model, not a curated record